AUGUCCACAUUUGGUAAUAUAUUUAGGGUGACAACAUAUGGUGAGUCUCACUGCAAAUCAGUAGGGUGCAUCGUUGAUGGUUGUCCUCCAGGUUUAGAUUUAAGUGAGGAUGAUAUUCAACCUCAGUUGACUAGAAGAAGACCAGGGCAGAGUAAAAUUUCCACGCCUAGAAAUGAAAAAGAUAGGGUAGAGAUUCAAUCAGGUACUGAGAAUGGCAAGACGCUUGGAUCUCCAAUUGCAAUGAUUGUAAAAAACGAAGACCAUAGACCAAAUGAUUAUUCUGAAACAGAUUUAUACCCAAGACCGUCGCAUGCAGAUUGGACGUAUAUUCAGAAGUACGGAACUAAGUCAACUUCUGGAGGAGGUCGUUCAUCUGCAAGAGAAACCAUAGGAAGAGUGGCAGCAGGUGCAAUUGCUGAAAAAAUAUUAACUAAGGCCAACAACGUUGAGAUAGUUGCUUUUGUCUCAAGUAUUGGUGAAAUUUCUAUGGAUAGAAGUCCUUUAAACUUAGAUUUUCAAAAUCUUUUGAAUACGAUUACAAGAGAACAGGUUGAUGGAGCUGGACCUGUAAGAUGCCCAGACGAUGCAAUCAAAGAACAGAUGGUGAGAGUGAUCGAAAAAUACAGAGACUCAAAGGAUUCAAUAGGAGGCGUCGUGACAUGUGUUGUAAGAAAUUGUCCAAUAGGUUUAGGAGAACCUUGCUUCGAUAAGUUGGAAGCUACCUUAGCCCAUGCUAUGUUGUCUUUGCCUGCAACAAAAGGCUUUGAAUUUGGUUCGGGCUUCAUAGGUACCACAAUCCCGGGAUCUAAACACAAUGAUGCUUUCUCAUACGAUGGAACAUCAAGUAGAUUGAGAACUAAGACGAAUAACUCUGGUGGUAUUCAGGGAGGCAUUUCAAACGGCGAGAACAUUUAUUUCUCAGUUGCAUUCAAGUCCGCUGCCACUAUAUCUCAAGAACAGGCUACCUCAACUUAUGAGGGUAAAGACGGAGUCUUGGCUGCGAGAGGUAGACAUGAUCCUAGUGUCACACCCAGAGCUGUUCCUAUUGUUGAGUCGAUGACAGCAUUAGUAUUGGUGGAUCAGCUCCUUAUUCAAAAAUCUAGAGAUUAUGGAAGAUCAAUUGUAUCUAAAUAA
Priceomyces carsonii is the source of this 1134-nucleotide messenger RNA. It is a transcript of the gene ARO2, whose product is annotated as bifunctional chorismate synthase/riboflavin reductase [NAD(P)H]. Lineage: Eukaryota; Fungi; Ascomycota; Pichiomycetes; Serinales; Debaryomycetaceae. Gene Ontology annotation, molecular function: FMN binding; chorismate synthase activity. Bases 1 to 1134 code for a protein of 377 amino acids. Gene Ontology annotation, biological process: aromatic amino acid biosynthetic process; chorismate biosynthetic process. The record is from RefSeq and is a predicted model, not a curated record. Gene Ontology annotation, cellular component: cytosol. The transcript has a single exon.